This is a messenger RNA of Humulus lupulus (European hop), 384 nucleotides long. RefSeq names its product nuclear transcription factor Y subunit B-5-like. The record is from RefSeq and is a predicted model, not a curated record. The coding region runs from base 1 to 384 and encodes 127 amino acids. Gene Ontology annotation, biological process: regulation of transcription by RNA polymerase II. Gene Ontology annotation, cellular component: CCAAT-binding factor complex. NCBI's taxonomy places the organism in Eukaryota, Viridiplantae, Streptophyta, Magnoliopsida, Rosales, Cannabaceae. The transcript has 2 exons. Gene Ontology annotation, molecular function: DNA-binding transcription activator activity, RNA polymerase II-specific; protein heterodimerization activity; RNA polymerase II cis-regulatory region sequence-specific DNA binding.
AUGGAUAACUUGAUCGGAGCUGGUUCAUCCAACAAUGGAUCGGACGGUGUUGAUAAGUUACUGGACCAAGAUCAACGGUUGCUACCGAUAGCCAACGUGGGGAGGAUCAUGAAGCAAAUACUGCCACCAAACGCAAAGAUCUCCAAGGAAGCGAAGGAAACCGUGCAAGAAUGCGUGUCGGAGUUCGUGAGCUUCGUGACGGGGGAGGCCUCCGACAAGUGCCGCUGUGAGAGGCGGAAGACGGUCAACGGCGACGACGUUUGCUGGGCUCUGGCCGCCUUGGGAUUCGAUGACUAUGCCGGCCCUUUGAAGAGGUUAAACGACGAAAAUCUUCUUGCGUUUGAAGACCAUGUCCGUCGAAACGACGACGAUGUAUGUCAAUGA